Messenger RNA from Symbiodinium sp. CCMP2592, 5172 nucleotides. Lineage: Eukaryota; Dinophyceae; Suessiales; Symbiodiniaceae. The record is from the annotation of a GenBank genome assembly.
AUGAACCUGGAGAGCAGCAGCGUGCUAACAGUGCUAACAUGUGCUAAUUUUUGUUGGGAGCAUCCAUGUCAGAGCGUUUUCACUUCAGCAGGAGACCCUGGCAAUUCCAGGGCCCAAGUCACGAUCUGCUGGAGCAUCGGUAGGUGUGGUCGAUCUCGUUCCGGCUCUGCCUGGCUCAAGAGCAAGAUUGCUGUAGUCACCUUCCUCUCACCUACCGCCAAUCCACCUUGGAUUGACAUUGCCAUGAAGCCCGCGUGCGUUGUGGCUUGCUUGUUUGCUUUGGCUUUCAAGGCCGGGGUGUCUGCCGACACCCUUCGGGUCGACGGGGCUGGAACAGAUGUCGUGGAUGCCAGAGGAACGGAAACCGCGGACGCGUGCCAGUCCGGGAGCCUGAUCCAACGCCUGAGCUCAUCCCAUAAGGUGCUGUCCGACACUGAGGCGACGCCGGCGGAGUCCCUCAAGAAGACAUCAGAGAUCAAGGAGAAGAAGAAGAAGCUGAAGAAGCAAAAGUCGAACAAGAAACACUCAGAUUUCAUGGCCUUUCUCGCCGAGGCAGAAAAGGAUGGGCCUGGGCAUCCUGAGGGCUCUGAGUGCGAGCCGGCAGGAGCCCUGGCUGUGUCACGCGUUGUGUGCGACUUUCGCAUGCCGCGUCGGCCCAGAGCUCCGCUAUUGGGCGAGAACAGGGCAAAGUUCGAGUUGCUUUCGCAGAAGGUCUUCGCCCUCGACCUGGAUCCUGUCCUCGCCCGCCUUGUCAAGAAAAGCGAGUACGCACCCAAGCUUGCGAAGAGGGCCGCUGAUGAGUACCGGAAGUUCCUUGUCUUGAUGGGCAUGGGGGAGACACCGAUCGCCUCCAAAAUGGUUCUCGACGCCUGGCAUUCCCACAUCAUGUACACGAAGAUGUACGAGCGGGACUGUCAGGAGGUAUUUGGCCACCAGCUGGAACAUGACCCCCUCGGUGAGCAAUUGGAAGAAACUCGCCUGAAGCAGACGCAGCAGCAGAUCUGUGACUACUUCGGCAUGGUUGACCGACUUGUGUGGUCGGCAGCAAAGCCAGCUGCUCUCUCGGAGAGCACGGACCCUUCUGACACAGCGGCCAUCAUGGAUCAGUGGCUGGACCACAUCAACGAGGAGGUUGUGCUCCGUAAAGGUCUCCUGGCAGAGGACGUCCACGUGAUGGUGGCUUCACAGCAUACCAACACGGCCGUGACUCACACGGGCCUCGAGAACGCUCUGUCCUUCUUCCACCACUACAGCCAUGCCACCAAAGCCCGGAAGUUCCUGUCCGCGGACCACGAGGCCUUUGCCAUCGAGAUUCAGAAGGGCAAGCGCAUGGGGGCCGACAUCUUCGAGGUGGACUCUGACGGGAAGAUUCUGGACGUGAAGAUCUUCAUGGCCACCCUUUUCAAGGACGUAGACGACCUCGACGACACAGGGCUCGAGAAUCUCACCGUACACUACACGGGCAACGGAUCCAUGGCCAGGAACACUUACCCCCUACAAGCGAUGGUCCAAGUCGGGGAGGCAGGCGGUGCCUUGACCAAAGCCGCCAUGGAGACGUGGAUGCUCAAUUUCAACAACAACGCAGCUGAGAAACACGACCUUCUGGCGGCCGACGUGCACUUGACGCAUAUGUCGCAAGUGACCGAUGCGCCUGAAACUCGUGACGGGAAGGCUGAAGUGAUAGACUUCUUCCGCGACUUCGAAAAUGCCACUGGGGCUCGAGAGUUCCUUUCCGUGGACGGAGGCGCCUUCAUGAUCGAGAACAAGGGCAAUAACCUCCACCCCCGGAUGGGACUCCUGAUUUUCGAGGUGAACCCCGAAGGCAAGAUCCAAGACAUCAAGAUUUGGGUGGCCUCCCUGCAGGGAGACAGAGACGACUUGAGCGACAGCGGCCUGACCAGCGUCGCGCCGUCGCUACUGGGCUCACGCGGAGAGGAGGCUUCGGUUUCGGGCGCGACUGAGCCUGCUGUGUGCCAGCAAUCCGGCAGCCGACCAUCGCUGCAGCAGAUGCAGAGGUUCAACGCGUCUGUUGAAAAGGUGAAGGCGCUGGAUCUGGAUGCGGUCGUGGCUUUUCUCGUGAAGAAGGACGGCUACUCGCCCACGAAGGCAGCAGAGCUCGCGGAGGAAUACCGCAAGUACCUGGCCCUGGUGAGCAUCGGUCUCAGCCCCGUGCCGUCGAAGAAGGUGGAUGAUGCAUGGCACGCCCACAUCCUAAACACCAAAAAGUACCAGGCAGACACCCGCGCUCUGUUGGGCCACUUCCUCCAUCACGAGCCGGCGAACCUUCUCCUUGAGCAGCAGGGCAUGAAAGAGCAGAAAUCGUCCAUGGACAACAUGUUCUCGCGCACCAAGAUGCAGCUCUGCGACUACUAUGGCCGCGUCGAUGAAGCGGCGUGGUCCAGGGAAGACAAUCCGGUAGACUUGGUUGUUUUCGUCCGUGUCACCUGGACUAUCCAAGUCGUGCGGGUGCCAAUGCGGCUUGUGUCUGCCACCUCCCUGCAGAUGCCAGCAGUGAUCGGAGUAUUGUUCCGGUCGCAGUUGCGCAAAAGAAGAGACCCUGGCAAUUCCAGGGCCCAAGUCACGAUCUGCUGGAGCAUCGGUAGGUGUGGUCGAUCUCGUUCCGGCUCUGCCUGGCUUAAGAGCAAGAUUGCUGUAGUCACCUUCCUCUCACCUACCGCCAAUCCACCUUGGAUUGACAUUGCCAUGAAGCCCGCGUGCGUUGUGGCUUGCUUGUUUGCUUUGGCUUUCAAGGCCGGGGUGUCUGCCGACACCCUUCGGGUCGACGGGGCUGGAACAGAUGUCGCGGAUGCCAGAGGAACGGAAACCGCGGACGCGUGCCAGUCCGGGAGCCUGAUCCAACGCCUGAGCUCAUCCCAUAAGGUGCUGUCCGACACUGAGGCGACGCCGGCGGAGUCCCUCAAGAAGACACCAGAGAUCAAGGAGAAGAAGAAGAAGCUGAAGAAGCAAAAGUCGAACAAGAAACACUCAGAUUUCAUGGCCUUUCUCGCCGAGGCAGAAAAGGAUGGGCCUGGGCAUCCUGAGGGCUCUGAGUGCGAGCCGGCAGGAGCUCCGCUAUUGGGCGAGAACAGGGCAAAGUUCGAGUUGCUUUCGCAGAAGGUCUUCGCCCUCGACCUGGAUCCUGUCCUCGCCCGCCUUGUCAAGAAAAGCGAUUACGCACCCAAGCUUGCGAAGAGGGCCGCUGAUGAGUACCGGAAGUUCCUUGUCUUGAUGGGCAUGGGGGAGACACCGAUCGCCUCCAAAAUGGUUCUCGACGCCUGGCAUUCCCACAUCAUGCCACCAGUCCGAAACAUUAGCGCACUUCUUGUCCCCGGUAGUUCGCGCGAGACCAGGUACACGAAGAUGUACGAGCGGGACUGUCAGGAGGUAUUUGGCCACCAGCUGGAAAAUGACCCCCUCGGUGAGCAAUUGGAAGAAACUCGCCUGAAGCAGACGCAGCAGCAGAUCUGUGACUACUUCGGCAUGGUUGACCGACUUGUGUGGUCGGCAGCAAAGCCAGCUGCUCUCUCGGAGAGCACGGACCCUUCUGACAUAGCGGCCAUCAUGGAUCAGUGGCUGGACCACAUCAACGAGGAGGUUGUGCUCCGUAAAGGUCUCCUGGCAGAGGACGUCCACGUGAUGGUGGCUUCACAGCAUACCAACACGGCCGUGACUCACACGGGCCUCGAGAACGCUCUGUCCUUCUUCCACCACUACAGCCAUGCCACCAAAGCCCGGAAGUUCCUGUCCGCGGACCACGAGGCCUUUGCCAUCGAGAUUCAGAAGGGCAAGCGCAUGGGGGCCGACAUCUUCGAGGUGGACUCUGACGGGAAGAUUCUGGACGUGAAGAUCUUCAUGGCCACCCUUUUCAAGGACGUAGACGACCUCAACGACACAGGGCUCGAGAAUCUCACCGUACACUACACGGGCAACGGAUCCAUGGCGAUGGUCCAAGUCGGGGAGGCAGGCGGUGCCUUGACCAAAGCCGCCAUGGAGACGUGGAUGCUCAAUUUCAACAACAACGCAGCUGAGAAACACGACCUUCUGGCGGCCGACGUGCACUUGACGCAUAUGUCGCAAGUGACCGAUGCGCCUGAAACUCGUGACGGGAAGGCUGAAGUGAUAGACUUCUUCCGCGACUUCGAAAAUGCCACUGGGGCUCGAGAGUUCCUUUCCGUGGACGGAGGCGCCUUCAUGAUCGAGAACAAGGGCAAUAACCUCCACCCCCGGAUGGGACUCCUGAUUUUCGAGGUGAACCCCGAAGGCAAGAUCCAAGACAUCAAGAUUUGGGUGGCCUCCCUGCAGGGAGACAGAGACGACUUGAGCGACAGCGGCCUGACUAGCGUCGCGCCGUCGCUACUGGGCUCACGCGGAGAGGAGGCUUCGGUUUCGGGCGCGACUGAGCCUGCUGUGUGCCAGCAAUCCGGCAGCCGACCGUCGCUGCAGCAGAUGCAGAGGUUCAACGCGUCUGUUGAAAAGGUGAAAGCGCUGGAUCUGGAUGCGGUCGUGGCUUUUCUCGUGAAGAAGGACGGCUACUCGCCCGCGAAGGCAGCAGAGCUCGCGGAGGAAUACCGCAAGUACCUGGCCCUGGUGAGCAUCGGUCUCAGCCCCGUGCCGUCGAAGAAGGUGGAUGAUGCAUGGCACGCCCACAUCCUAAACACCAAAAAGUACCAGGCAGACACCCGCGCUCUGCUGGGCCACUUCCUCCAUCACGAGCCGGCGAACCUUCUCCUUGAGCAGCAGGGUAUGAAAGAGCAGAAAUCGUCCAUGGACAACAUGUUCUCGCGCACCAAGAUGCAGCUCUGCGACUACUAUGGCCGCGUCGAUGAAGCGGCGUGGUCCAAGGAAGACGUUGCUCUUUGCGCUUCUCGCAGCUGCAAAUCUGGCAGCUUUUUUUGGGUUUACUUUUUUGAGUUCCUGUUUUGCCAGAAUCCGGUAGACUUGGUUGUUUUCGUCCGUGUCACCUGGACUAUCCAAGUCGUGCGGGUGCCAAUGCGGUUGCGGUUGCAGCUGUGGAUGCGCAUGCUCAUGUGGGUGUUGUUGCUGAGCGAGGCUUGUGUCUGCCACCUCCCUGCAGAUGCCAGCAGUGAUCGGAGUAUUGUUCCGGUCCCAGUUCCGCAAAAGAAGUUCCAACCGUGCGAGGUUUUGCUACAUGUAGCGACAUCUGGGUCUUGA